UAAAACCAACGCUAUAUAUGUAGAUUAAUUAGCAGACUCCUGGUGAUAGUUCAUUUUUUUGUUUCUUGGGUUUUCUUUGACGAGUAUAUUAUUGUGGGGCUUUUUCUCUAAUACGGAUUAUACCAACGAACGCACACACCCAGAAGCUGUAUGGAUAUGGACAGAAUAGAUAUGGAGAAACGAGAGACGACGGAGUGGGAGUUUCCAGCCGGUGUAAUGCAACCGUCUCCAAUGGCUUCGCACGCUAUACACGGGAUAGCCCUCGUUCUCAUCAUUCUAUCGCUAUUCGGGUCCCUUUUUAUGCUUGUGUACGGUAUCGCUACGAAACGGUACAAAACCAUUGGAGAACGAUUCCCUCUUUAUACGGCUCUACUGGCCAUUUGUUGGUCUGUUUCGCAUAGUUUUGAUCAUUCGUACAUGUGGUUGAAGGAUGGUGUGCCACCCGCUUUACCUGCUUGUCGGACGUUGGGGGCCUUGAUGGGGGGGUUCUUAUUGGCUGAAAUCUGCAUGAUGAAUGUUGUCUCGAUAUGCAUAUACCUAACCGUCUACCACUCCCGAACGAUGCAUUUCGGAAGUUAUGAUUGGAUCUUAUGGGCCAUGUCCUUGGGCUGUGGAGCUGUGUUUGCGAUUGUUGGAUCAGCAAUCGGUGCUUUUGGGCCGGAUGUGCAUUGGUGCUUUUUGGAUAUGCGGACGUCUGUGGGCCGAAUCUACAUGUUUAUCCUCGCUAUACCGUGUACUCUUGCUCUCGUCGUCCCCGCCACAUGCUAUUUUCUCGUCUACCGCAAAAUCAUGGCGGUCGAAAACGCCAUGAAAAGAGGGAGCAAAGCCAACAAAACCAACAAGCAACAGUCGUUAUCUUACAAGGCCCAAUCGAGUAGUGAGCCCGCGUUGGAUGAUCCGAUGGGGAGGUUUUCGGUUGCGAAUGGGGAUGCACCGGGACGAAUCACGGCGUCCUCUCGUAAUAAAGUGAUCGUGGCCAAGUUGAUUGACUUCAUUGCGGCGGAUGUAUUGACGUUCUCGGGGGCUGUUGCGUAUACGGUUGGUGUAGGGGUAUUUCAAAAGGAGCCUAUAUGGCUUUCAUUCUGGGUCGCCAUGAGUAUCAAUUCAUCUGGCUGGCUAAAUACCGCCGUCUUCAUCCGCCAACUCAUCCGGCGUCGGCGCAACUAUAACGCCCAACGCUCCGCCCACCGCUCCAAAGCCAAUAUUAACAAGAGUAUGUCAGCGUACCCCCUUCAAGGCACACUCAGAGGAGAUCCAAAUAAUGUGGCGUCACGAAUUAAUAUAGAGGAGUUGAUGCCGCCGGUACCUGUACUGAAGCGACUGAGUUUGCCGAGGCAUUCCGCUGAGGAGUCCGGAUCUGUCUGAUUCCAGUAGGUUGUGUGUGUGGGGGGGAUUAUUAUAUAAAUAAUAAUUGUGCAGUGGCAAGUCGGU
Messenger RNA from Spizellomyces punctatus DAOM BR117, 1431 nucleotides. RefSeq lists its product as uncharacterized. NCBI's taxonomy places the organism in Eukaryota, Fungi, Chytridiomycota, Chytridiomycetes, Spizellomycetales, Spizellomycetaceae. Gene Ontology annotation, molecular function: G protein-coupled receptor activity. Gene Ontology annotation, biological process: adenylate cyclase-activating G protein-coupled receptor signaling pathway. The record is from RefSeq and is a predicted model, not a curated record. The coding region runs from base 151 to 1365 and encodes 404 amino acids. Gene Ontology annotation, cellular component: plasma membrane. The transcript is spliced from 9 exons.